AGAAAAUAAAAAGAAAAGAAAAGCUAACCAACACAGUGACAAGUCACUGUGGUCCAGGAGGAGGAGGAGGAGGAUAGGGCUAGCCGGCCCCGAAACCGAACUGAGCAUUCCACCGGCUGAACUGCUCGUCCCACUGAUUGUGACGGGCCUCAAUAGCCUGAAAGCACAGGUUGACGCUCGCGAACCGGGCGCUAAUGUCUCGUAUGUGACGAUCAUAACGGUCCUCGAACGCCGUCCACCAAGGCGGAGGUUGGGACCACCAGGCUGGCGGGGCAGACGACUUCACUGGGCGCUGCUGAUAGAUGUGUGGCUCGGGGCUCUCGGCGAUCGGGCUGCCAACCGGAGGGAGACUGAAGGAGAUGGCUAUCUUGUCUAUCUGGUGCUCGUGAUGGUUUCUUUGUAUUUGUGUAUGCGUACCAGGAGUGUACGCGUACUAUAUCCUAUCGACAAACCGUUCAACGAGAGUCUGAGAGAGCUUCUUGACAAGCUUACUCUGAAAUCGCAAGAGGAAGACGAGCACUCUCCGAAAUCAUCUGAGGGAAACAACUCAGACAUGGGUGAACAACAGCAACAACCGCCCCGUAACACCCUCCGAACCUUAGCCCAGCCGAUGAUCGGGCCAAUCACCUCGUGCAUUCGUUUGCCGGAUGUUGCACGGAACUAUGAACUAAAAAUGAUUUACUACAACCAACUGCCGGCAUUCCACGGGCUUCCAAGCGAGCACCCACUCAACUUCAUCUGGGAAUUUUACAACGUCCUCAACACUUUCCCUCUCAGUGGGCUUAAUGACGAGCAGUUGAAGUUGAGGUGUACUCGAAGUUCAUUGGGAGGUACUACUUUCAUUAGAAGACCCAGGAGCUUCAGUCAUAGAUCGUUUUGUUUGCUCAAUUACCUAUUUGAGCCUCUUCACGAGGCUUGGGAGCAGUUCAAGGAUCUCCAGCGGCAGUGCGCUCAUCACAAUCUCUCUCCGGGGCUAUUGAUGAACUGUUUCUAUGACUCCCUCCACCAGAACAUGCAAUAUAUGGUUGACAAUACGGCAGGAGGGGAUAUUGGAUCAAAGACGGCCGAGGAGAUGUUUGAAAUUUUCGAGACAAUGAAUGCAAACUCAUCGCAGAAGAGCAACUGGGGGAAAAAAGCGAUAGUGAACGAGGUCGGAGCAAGCCAUGACUUGAUGGCCCAACAGUUGGCUGAGCUUACAAACCCUACUACACUCCAACAACUAAAGGGAUUCCUUGGUCUCACCGGGUACUACAGAAAGUUCAUCAAAGGUUAUGGCAUCAUAAGCAGACCACUCACAUACCUGUUAAAAAAGGACAAGUUCAAAUGGGGAUUAGAAGCUGAAAGAGCCUUCCAAGAACUAAAGAAGGCUAUGCUCAGUGCACCUGUGUUGGCAUUACCUGAUUACAACAAGCCAUUUGUCUUAGAAACAGAUGCCAGUGGGCAAGGGGUGGGAGUUGUCCUUAUGCAGGAAGGCCAGCCUAUAGCCUUCAUGAGUAAGGUAUUGUGUCCAAAGAACCAAGCCCUAUCUAUCAAUGAGAAAGAAUUUUUGGCAGUUCUGAUGGCAGUUCAAAGGUGGAGAUAUUAUUUGCAA
Molecule: messenger RNA, 1591 nt
Organism: Striga hermonthica
Lineage: Eukaryota; Viridiplantae; Streptophyta; Magnoliopsida; Lamiales; Orobanchaceae
Source: the annotation of a GenBank genome assembly